AUGGAGUCCAUUGGAGAAGACCAUGGAAGUAUUCAAAUCUCGUCAGCAUCCCUUAAAGUCGGCUUCUACAAGUAUACUUGCCCUUCUGCUGAGACAAUUGUGAGGAAAGUUGUGAACAAGGCUGUGUCGCAGAAUCCUGGCAUGGCUGCUGGCCUCAUUAGGAUGCAUUUCCAUGACUGCUUUGUUAGGGGCUGUGAUGGCUCAGUCCUACUUGAUUCAACGCCUGGAAAUCCAUCGGAAAAGGAAAAUCCAGCAAAUAAUCCAAGCUUGAGAGGUUUUGAGGUGAUUGAUGCUGCAAAGGCUGAAAUUGAAGCUCAAUGCCCACAAACUGUGUCUUGUGCAGAUGUCCUUGCAUUUGCCGCACGCGACAGUGCCUACAAGGUUGGAGGAGUCAACUAUGCCGUGCCAUCAGGACGUCGCGAUGGAAGAGUAUCACUGAAAGAUGAGCCUUCCCUACACCUGCCUCCUCCUUUCUUCAAUGCCAAACAGCUUGAGGAUAAUUUUGCACGAAAAGGCCUCACUCUUGAUGAAAUGGUGACACUCUCUGGGGCACAUUCUAUAGGGGUGUCCCAUUGUUCUUCCUUCUCAAACCGCCUCUACUCUUUCAAUGCCACUCACCCUCAAGAUCCUUCAAUGGACCCUGAGUUUGCUAGAUACUUGAAAACCAAGUGUCCUCCACCAUCAAACACAGGCAGUGAUCCAACAGUGGCACUUGAGGUUCAGACACCCAAUAGGUUGGACAAUAAGUACUAUAAAGAUUUAAAGAACCACAGGGGCUUAUUGACAUCAGAUCAGACUCUUUUUGACAGCCCUUCAACAGCGAGGAUGGUGAAGAAUAAUGCAAGGUAUGGUGAAAAUUGGGGUAAUAAGUUUGCAGCAGCAAUGGUUCGAAUGGGCGCCAUUGAUGUUCUCACAGGGACCCAAGGCGAGAUCAGGAAGAACUGCAGAGUUGUGAACUAGAUAAUAUA
Messenger RNA from Vitis vinifera (wine grape), 968 nucleotides. RefSeq names its product peroxidase 5. Gene Ontology annotation, biological process: hydrogen peroxide catabolic process; response to oxidative stress. Gene Ontology annotation, cellular component: plasmodesma; plant-type cell wall. Lineage: Eukaryota; Viridiplantae; Streptophyta; Magnoliopsida; Vitales; Vitaceae. The transcript has 3 exons. Bases 1 to 960 code for a protein of 319 amino acids. The record is from RefSeq and is a predicted model, not a curated record. Gene Ontology annotation, molecular function: peroxidase activity; heme binding.